UUUCUACGCUACCGGAUUCAAUUUUAUUUUUUUUGUUCUUUUCUUUUAUCCUUCUUCAGUUUCGAAGAAUGUAUGCUUAUUUCUAUUUCUGUUUCUAUUAGCAGGUUUGUGUUAUUUAUUUAAAACUUUGUCGUUUCGGUUUGUUUGUUUUCCAUCUACAAUAUUUUAUGUCAUUGAAAUUUGAACUCCAGAUUCCUUCACUCCCCCUCCCUUUCCUUCUUUCUUUAUAUGCGUACACACAUACAUACAUAUAGCAACUUACUUAUUUAUUCAUAUUUAUAUAUAUGCCUCAAUGGGAUCGCUCAAUACUCAUUGCUCUGCGUUCUUCUCUUGUUGAAGGUACUGCAAUUUCUACUAUUAUUUUGUUUGCUCUUGCAAAGCGCUCAGUGAGAAACCAGUUACCUUUUAUGGCCGUUAAAUUAUUCUUGUUUUUUAUUUCCAGAGUGACUAGAAAUUUGAAGGUCAAAUACAUAUGUUGACAAUAAGCUACACCUAAUUUUUUUUGUGAAAUUCUGUUUUGAUUUUGACCCCAUUGCAUUUGUGUGCUUUUCUGGAAUGGUGUAUAGGAGGUUUGAAGGACUGUGAUUUUGUGCUUUGCUGGGUUGUUUUAUGUGCAAACUCUCUCUCUCUCUCUCUGUGUGUGUGUGUGUGUGUGUAGUUUUUUUUUUUUUUUUGUGCUUUGUUGGGUUGUUUUAUGUGCAAACUCUGUCUCUGUGUGUGUAGCUUUUUAUCUGGCUUUUCCUUUCGAUGUGUUGAGGUUAUCUUUCUCUUUUAGGUAAGGGUUGCACUGUUUCCAGUGGAUUUUGAUUAUAUAAGUGAGUGUGAGACAAUGAUGGAUGGACGACGGCAUUCAGUUGAUAUUCCUAUUUCUAAAACUCUUGGAGCAUUGAGGAGAGUCAGGUCAUUGAGGGAUCCAUCAAUGAGCAAACUCUCUUCUUUGAUUGAUAAUGUGCACUGGGAGAAUGGUUGGGACAAUGGGGUUUCUCUGCGGUUUUUGGAUGCUACUCGUGCGUUUGAUUCUGACAAUAAUAUUGCUUUGAGAUCAAAGAAUUUAGGUUUUAUGGGACAAAGAGAGCAUGAUGUUGCUGAUUUUGUAUUGAAUUGUGGCCUGUCUAACUCAAGGUUGAAGCCUAGUGAAAUCUCAUGUCAGAAUGACCAACAAAAUGAUGAACCAGUUUACUCUGAUCUGAAUCAGCACUGCAUUUCUGGAAAUAAAUCACUAAGCGAAAGCUGUAGUAGUGGGGUUAAUGGACUUGAUUUGGCUUGUACCGUGCCUCCUAGUAAUCAUUUCAAUGUUUUAGAUGAUAAUGAUAAUGGAUGUGGAAUAAGCUGUUGUUGGUCAAAAUCACCAAGGUUUAGAGAAUCAAAUCUUUAUAGCGAGAUAGAAGACCGUUCCUUGAUAUUGGACCGGGUUGAUGAGAAAGAUCUUCAUGGACAUAGAAGCAUGAGACACAAUGGUGGUGAAAUUAGUCCGAAUUUGGAAACUCCUAGAAGUUUGUCUAUGAAAUUUAGGCCUAAAUUGUUUAGUGAUUUGGUGGGACAAGAUGUCGUAGUAAGGUCUCUUUUGGGUGCAAUCUCCAGAGGAAGGAUAACAACAUUUUAUCUCUUUCAUGGUCCACGUGGUACAGGCAAGACAUCUGCCUCUAGGAUAUUUGCUGCUGCACUGAAUUGUCUCUCUGUUGAGGAGCAAAGACCAUGUGGCCUGUGUAGAGAAUGCGUUUUAUUCUUCUCUGGAAGAAGUAAAGAUGUUAAGGAAGUGGAUUCUGUGAGAAUCAAUCGUAUAGACCAAGUUAAAUCCCUUGUUAAGAAUGCAUGUAUCCCUCCAGUUUACUCACGUUUUAAGGUUUUCAUUAUUGAUGAGUGCCAGUUAUUGAAUGGGGAGACAUGGGCCAGCCUUUCAAAUAGCCUAGAGAACCUUUCUCAGCGUGUGGUUUUUGUGAUGAUUGCUCCUGAUUUGGAUAAGCUUCCUCGAAGUGCAGUUUCCCGGGCUCAGAGGUAUCACUUUCCGAAGAUUAAAGAUGCUGACAUUGCAUGCAGAUUAGAAAAAAUUUGUGCCGAGGAAGGUCUUGAUUUUGAUCAGGCUGCUUUGAACUUCAUUGCUGCUAAAUCCUGUGGUUCAUUAAGGGAUGCAGAAAUGAUGCUUGAUCAGUUGAGUUUGCUCGGUAAAAAGAUCACAGUUUCAUUAGCCUACGAGCUUACUGGGAUCGUUUCUGAUGAUGAAUUGCUUGGUUUGCUGGAUCUGGCUUUUUCAUCUGACACUUCAAAUACAGUUAUAAGAGCUCGGGAGCUGAUGAGAUCAAGGAUAGAUCCUUUGCAACUUAUAUCACAGUUGGCAAAUCUCAUUAUGGACAUCCUUGCAGGGAAAUGUGAAAAUGGUGGUGGUUAUGAAGUCAGAAGUAGAUUUUCUAGAAGAUAUACCUCUGAAGCUGACCUGCAGAAACUAAGCCAUGCAUUGAGAAUACUUUCUGAAACUGAGAAGCAGUUAAGAAUAUCGAAGAAUCAAACAACAUGGUUCACUGUAGCUCUCCUACAGCUAAGCUCUGUAGAUUGUCCAUCUGUGGAUACAAAUGAUACCAAGUUGUGUUUCAGAGGUGCAUGCAAUGGAGAUGGUGAUUACUGCAAUGUAUCUUCUACAGGGCAGAGUUUAGAGCAUCUUGCUCCCGGUCAAUGUGAUAACAAGUCAUAUAGAUUAAGAGUGCAGGAGGAUUGCAAAGGAACAUUGCAUUCCAUAUGGUAUAAAGCUACAGAGUUGUGUCAAUCUAGUCAGCUCAGAACUUUUCUCAGGAAGAAGGGGAAGUUGUCUUCACUUCAUGUUGAUCGCACAACAUCUUGGCUGGCUAUUGCCGAGUUGGAGUUCCACCAUCGCCACCAUGUAUCUAAGGCUGAGAAUUCAUGGAAAUUGAUCGCAAGUUCUUUGCAGUUCAUAUUGGGCUGUAACAUUGAGUUGAGGAUCAAUUAUGUACCAUGUACUUCUGAUUCUAAGUACAGGCUGAAGAUGUCAUCUUUCAGUUUCUUUGAUUGUUCACGCAGAAUUCAACAGAAAUCGUCUAAUGAACAAGGAAGUGAAUCAGAAUAUGGUGAUUACACCUCUCAAAAACCCAUGAUGAAGGACAAAACUCUAACUUCUUCCUCUGAUUUUGGAACGACUUUGAGAAGUGGUGAAGGGAAUUUGCUCAGAUCAGGUGAAAGAUUAUUGAAUAGGUCAUUUCAAGAGAUUAUGGGGACAUCAAGUUCUGGAAUUGAUUCCUCUAAGGAAGAAGGAUGCAAUUGUGUACAUCUAGUUCCAUCAAUCCUCGAUUCAGAUAAUCAUUCUAAAUGUUUUCCUCAAACUCUCUGGCUUCAAAAGAAGAACCGUUCUUCAUAAUUCAUCCAAAGUUGACCUUUCAGGGAAUCCAACAACAGAAAGAUUUUGUUUUAUCCCGAAGUGUACAUGUUUUGAGACAUACCUAGGCUAAUCAUGCACUAAAUUCAUGAUAAUUGGAAACAUUGUUGUAUUGUUAUAAACAUUUUUUGACUUAGAUUUA
Gastrolobium bilobum is the source of this 3524-nucleotide messenger RNA. RefSeq names its product protein STICHEL-like 2. Gene Ontology annotation, biological process: DNA-templated DNA replication; DNA repair. Lineage: Eukaryota; Viridiplantae; Streptophyta; Magnoliopsida; Fabales; Fabaceae. The record is from RefSeq and is a predicted model, not a curated record. The coding region runs from base 830 to 3364 and encodes 844 amino acids. Gene Ontology annotation, molecular function: DNA-directed DNA polymerase activity; ATP binding; ATP hydrolysis activity. Gene Ontology annotation, cellular component: DNA replication factor C complex; nucleus; DNA polymerase III complex. The transcript is spliced from 5 exons.